CCCGAGCUUCUUUCUGUGCGGGAGCCGGAACCACCCCCUUUGGAAAAGGUUGGGUGAGUUCGUGAUUCUUGCGAAGUGUUGCUGCUCCGCUAAGAGGUGUCAAGCUGCGCCGGUUGAAAUGCGGCCCCCUCCACAACUUUAACAGGCCCAGGGACCCUUCUGAGGCUGCGUGGGGGAAGCCAAAAUGCAGAACGUCCUGAAGAUUUCACAUUUUCUUGAAAACCUGGGGCCCUUUUCAGGAUUACAGUAAAAUCUACCUUGCCUGCUCACAGCUCCAGUGUUCAGAUUUGACCGACUUGGCUGUUAGUAUAUAGACAAGUGGGAGACCUGUGAGAUUCGUGGGGGUAUUACAUCUGAGUCCCCUCCCCAAUUGUAGUUCCAGGCCCUCACCACCUACUUCCGGCCCACUGUUGCAGUGGCCAAGUCCAAAGCAAAUCGAGGUGUCUGCUGCAGCAGCGGCUCAGUCCAGAGCAGAUUCCUGCAGUGGUGGUUGCCGCCAUUUCAGAAGUGCAGCAUGAAAGUGACCACAUUAUUCUCCUGUAGUUUAACAACAAUGUUCCUUUCUUCUAUUAAAGCAGAUCACUGCAAUGUAUACAAUUGGAGUAGCAAGUUAGAGCAUUUUGUACUUGAGGGCCAGCCUGUGACGAUCAACUGCUUGUCAGGCAAAAUGCUAAAUCUGGAGCUCAAGGAGGACAGCUUGACCUGGUACCGAGCUGGCAGUCAUGCUCCUGUGUUGGAAGACCCAGCUUUGAGAAUUCAGCAGCGGGCAAGCUCCAUUUGGUUCCUUCCUGCAAUUUUAGAAGAUUCAGGGUUUUAUGAAUGUACCAUAAGGAAUUCAACACACUGCAGCAAAAUGUAUUUUAAAUUAACAGUCUUUCAAAACAGCAGGGAUUCAUGUUUCAAUGGCAAGUUUGCCCUCACUCAGUAUGUGUUCACAACAUUAAAUGGAAAGAUUGUGUGUCCUGAUUUGAAUUAUUUUAGAGAAGAAAACCCGAUUUUAACUGUUCUCUGGUACAAGGAUUGCAAGUUAAUUGAGGAUAGAAGAUUUGAGCCUUUAGAUAACUAUCUUAUGAUUGCCAACAUAACCAUGGAAGAUCAAGGAAACUAUACAUGCCGAAUGCCAUACUAUUACAUGGGAAAACAAUAUAAUGUUUCAAGAGAUAUUACUCUGAACGUUACAGAAAGCCUGCCAAAGAAGCCUCCAGAAAUUUUUUUCCCAAGAAACCAUUCAAUUGAAGUAGAUCUUGUUUCAGAUGGGAAGACCUAUGAUGCCUUUGUCUUAUACACAGUUGGCAAUACGGUGGCUUGUAUGGACAGCCUAGAUAAUUUUGUUCUAAAGCUGCUACCUGAGGUUUUGGAGCAACAGUGUGGAUAUAAGCUUUUUAUAGUUGGAAGAGAUGACCUACCAGGACAAGCUACAGUCAGUGUAACUGAAGAUACUAUUAAACAAAGCAGAAGGCUUAUGAUCAUUUUGGAGCCAGAACUAUCAAGUUGCAGCAGGCUGGAAGAAACGUCAGAGCAGCAAAUAGCCGUGUACAAUGCACUUAUUCACUGUGGUAUUAAAGUGAUACUAAUUGAGAUGGAAAAGAUACGGGACUACACGAACAUGCCAGAGUCGAUUCAAUACAUUAAGCAGAAGCAUGGGGCAGUCCGGUGGAAAAAAGACUUUGCAGAAAAAUCUCAGUUGGCGAAUACACAAUUCUGGAAAAAUGUGAGAUAUCAGAUGCCGCCCAGAAGAACUGUGUCUCUUUCAGAAACCCACUUAUUGCCACAGUUUCACAGCAAUUCUGUAAUGACUAUCACAAGAUGAUGGCAACAAUUGAGUCAACUGGACAAGGUCCACAUCAGUCAUAUACCUAAAGUAAAGCAUCCCAGAUUAAAUCCUUCAAAAAAAAAAAUUAAACUCAUAUUGGAAUGCUGAAAUUCUGCAACAAAUUGUCAUGAGUGCAGUCCUAUUUGGCAUGGUUAGCUCAUACAGUACAUUUUCUGGGAUAAGAUUUAGACUGAGAAAUUGUGGCAUGCUCCAGGAUGACAGGACUGUAUGCUGGUACACAUUCUUACAUGUACAAAUCAUAAGGAGUUUGAAGUGUUAAACCAGAAGGAGGUAUUUCCUUGAACAGAACUUGACAAGCAGUUGUUUCACUGCAUCUAACUUGGUCUUCUUACUGAAUGGAGGAGCAGUGGUACAUAGGAGAAUUAUGAUCUACAGUGUAGUCAUCUUAUGUUUGAGAUCCAAGAAAGACCUGUGUACAUCAGGCCAACCUAGCCAUGGCCAACGGUCAUCUUUAGACUUGAUUAUUGCAAUUCACUUUAUGCAGGGCUACCCUUGGGGUUGCUCUGGAAGCUUCAGCUGGUAAAAGAACGCAGCAGCGAGGGUCCUUACCCCAUGGCAAGUGUAUAUUACACCAGUGCUGAAACAAGGUCACCUGAAAUAGCUAUUUAUCAUAUCUUUAUGUUUGUUAACAUCUUUAUUAUAUUCAUAUACUUGGUUUCUGUUUUUCUUUUAUAAUAAUGCAGGCAAUGGCACUUGAUUUAUAAGAGGAAAUGGGCAAACUCUUGUUCCAUUUUCUUGCUGAAAAUUCAACCACUCCAAAGUGCUUUUUACCCCUACCAGGGAAACUCUAUUAUUAUUUUAAUUUUGUUUAAUCACUCAGCUUUCAAUUCUUUAGCUGGUUGUUGACCUUUCAUUACA
Messenger RNA from Sphaerodactylus townsendi, 2692 nucleotides. Its product is annotated as interleukin-1 receptor type 1-like. Bases 515 to 1810 code for a protein of 431 amino acids. Gene Ontology annotation, molecular function: interleukin-1 receptor activity. NCBI's taxonomy places the organism in Eukaryota, Metazoa, Chordata, Lepidosauria, Squamata, Sphaerodactylidae. The transcript has 9 exons. The record is from RefSeq and is a predicted model, not a curated record. Gene Ontology annotation, biological process: regulation of inflammatory response; signal transduction.